AUGAAAUUAUUAAUAGUUUUAAUAGUACUAUUAAUUAGUUUAGUUAAUUCAAAAUUAAUACCAAAAAAUUUAUCAGGUGAACCAUCAGAAUUUGAAUCAUUUAAAAUUCCAAAUCCAGAAGAUGUAGCACAAAGUUCAGAUAGUUCAUUAAUUCCAAUUACUUUAGUCAAUAGUGAAACCACCAACGAAGCUGAAUGGGUUGGUAUUGUUUCAGUUGAUUCAGAUAAAGAAUUCACACUCACAAUUUUCUCAGAUUUUGCUGUAGGAUUAAGUGUCGAAGCUACCCAACCAAAAAUUGAUUUAGACCACAAUAACCACGGUCGUCGUCAUGGAAAUCACUUUGAAUAUAAUAAGCAACAUAAAGAUAGAAUCCAUAAAAUGAUGAAAUCAGAUACCCCAACUCCAACCAUUACAAAUGGAACUUUUGGUAUUGAUGGUGCUACCGUACCAUCAUUAUCAUAUACCUGGGACAAACCAACAGUAGGUGAUUGGACAAUUAAAAUUACAGCCAACCAAGAAUUAAAUAAAAACAAUAAAUUCAAAUCAAGAGUUUCAGAUGGUGAAGCCAAUUUAUUCCUUCUUGUUCAAAAUCCAAGUGAUACACAUAUUUAUUCAUAUGUUCAAUCAUACAACAACUUAUUCGUCAAUGAAAAAGUUCCAAUUUUAGCAAUGCUUCACAAAAAAUCAGAAUGGACUGAUUUAACCUCACGUCCACUCAAUUGGAAACCAACUCCACUUAAACUCACCAGUACCACUGCUCAAGUUUUUGUUUCACUCCCAGAUGGCUCCUCAGAAGUUAUUGAAAUGUUUGAUGAUGGUCUCCAUGAUGAUUUAAAUGCUGAUGAUGGUGUUUAUGGUGCCUACAUGACCGUCCAAGAAUUAGGUAACUAUGAUAUCCAAGUUGUCCUCAAGGGUACUAAAGAUAAAAAGAAUAUCGUUCGUUCAAAUCAACAUUUAAUUCCAAUUACCACUCAAUUCCUUGAACUCACUGGUAAUGUUUUCAGUGAACAAGAUGGUGAUGCUAAUCUUAACUUUUACUAUGAAGUCGAAAGUGCCAACCAAACCACUCCAUCCACUACUCCAGUUCGUCUUUACUCUGAAGUUUAUGGUACCGAUAAAAAGGGUAAUAAAGUUGCUAUUGCCUGGGUCGGUGGUGUUACCUCAGCUCAAUCAUACCAAGGUACCUAUUGUUUAUCAGCCAACUUAAACGCUAGAUGGAUUGCUAAAUUAGAUGGUGUCACUGGUCCAUUCUCUGUUAAAAAUGUUAUCAUCUCAGAUCUCAAUACCUUUAUUCCAUUAAGCAAUCAAUCAUCACACUUGGGUGUUCAAAUGAUUGGUCAAUACAAAGAUGUCAAUCAAAUCGACUUUGAUGUCCCACUCCAUAUCAUCACCAAAGAAAUGCGUGAUGGUAAAAUGCCAGAAAACCUCGCUCAACGUUUCGGUAAAACUCCAUCAGGUAAUGGUAAAUUAAUCUUAGUUCACGGUUAUUGUUCAUCUGAUAACCCAUGGCCACUCCAAGACUUUACCAAUGCAGUUCAAUUUUUAGAUCUUAACCAGAAUAGAGGUAAUGAUCAAUUUGCUCAAAUGGUUGGUGAAUUUGGUGCUCAAUAUACCGAUGGUUUCUCAUUAGUUGUACACAGUCAAGGUGGUAACCAAGCUCUUCACUUAUUAACCUUUUACCACAGUGGUCUCGAUCUCUCAACUGCCUAUGAAGGUCGUGUUAUUCAAUCCAUGGGUACUCCAUACAAAGGUACUGCCCUCGCUGGUACUCUUGCUAGCAUUGGUAAAAUCAUUGGCAUUGGUUGCUCAGCAAACAAUGAUCUCACUAUCGAUGGUGCUGCUCUUUGGUUAAAUACCAUUCCAAAAGAAAAACGUGCUCUCGUCUAUUAUACCACUACUCAAUACAAAACUGGUAAGUUAAUUAACUAUUGCCAACUUGCCGCCAACAGUGUAUUAAAAUGGCCAAAUGAUGGUGUCAUCGAUCAUGUCGGUGGCGAAUUAGAAGGUGGUAACUAUGUCAGUAACAUUAAAGGUUUCUGUCACACCUCAGAAAUGCACUCUCCAGCACAAACCUCAAAUACAGCCAACAAUAAAGAAAUGGAUUCUAAAUCAGUUUGGUAA
Molecule: messenger RNA, 2121 nt
Organism: Dictyostelium purpureum
Lineage: Eukaryota; Evosea; Eumycetozoa; Dictyosteliales; Dictyosteliaceae
Exons: 1
Coding region: 1-2121 (706 amino acids)
Source: RefSeq, a predicted model, not a curated record